Molecule: messenger RNA, 1200 nt
Organism: Trichoderma atroviride IMI 206040
Lineage: Eukaryota; Fungi; Ascomycota; Sordariomycetes; Hypocreales; Hypocreaceae
Source: RefSeq, a predicted model, not a curated record
AUGGACAACGCAGCACUCGAGGCCGGCCGCCUCUCUCCCGUCGUCAAACGCCAGGAAAACGACUGUCUCGUCACGAUGGAGGGUUUGAAUCCCGAACGGGCGAGACGGCUGCUGGCACCACGCUCUCCGUCCAUGUCACCCAACAACGUCUCUGUCGGGCCGCGAAAGACAGGCAGCAACAACAUCGCACUGGGCAGGCCUGGCGCUCAAAAAUCCACAGGCAUCAAGAAAGAGUGCUCUCCAUCUCGGCCGCCGCUUAUGCGCAUCCCGAAGCCUGCUUCACCAGUGGUUGCGGGAGCCAAGAGGCCUCGUGAUCAUCUGGAUGAGCCCCAAGAGCCGCAUCUGCGGCGGCAGUGGCCCCCGAAUUCCCCCGUCUUCCUGUCUCCUCCGCCACCGAACCCCCACAUCGUCUACCUGGAAUCUCUCCUUCAGCCUCACUGCCUUUUGUUGACUCUGAGGUCGAGGCUUGGCGAUGGAAGCCAGGCCCUCUCGACCCAAUAUCGCUCAGUCACAAAGGCAGGGCUUCUUCUAGGAGAGGCAAUCCAAAGCCAGCUAGACCUCCCCAUAUUGCGACUUCCGGCUCCAGCCAAGGUCAUUGGAGGGCUGGAGGGGACCAUCGAAGGGGAGUUCCUAGAGGAUAUUUGGUACAACCUCACUCCUCAAGCAAAGUAUUCCUAUGCGCGCCAGUUGCGCCAUGUUCUCAACAGCAUGCGCCUAAACAUGGCGCAAACUCGCAGCACAGCUACUCCACAAGCCAAAGGAAAUAUGCUGGGAUCUGCUUUUGCAGGUCCUUUUUCCCUAAUGCUGGAUCAGCACGCCCACCAAACAUACUGGGCCGUUCAUCCAAAGCCCACCUGUGAAGAGUUUGUCGCUUUUUUGACAUGGUCAUUUGUUGCAUCUGUUCCAGCGAGCGUCGCUGCUGCUGUCGCAUCCCAAUUCCGGUCAGAUCACGCGGUGCGCUUCACUCAUGGUGAGCUCAGCCCAAAAAAUAUUGUUGUGCGAAACAGCAAGAUUGUGUGCAUUCUGGGCUGGGACAGGGGAGGCUGGUAUCCAGAGUGGUGGGAGUACGUCAAGUUUUUUGAAGCUCGUACGGGCCCUGAAAAUCAAGACUGGUACGACUACGCGACUCACAUUUUCGUGGACACUUUUCAAACUGAGCUGGCGGCAUACCAGGGUAUCGCGAGAUGCCAAAGCUCUUGA